This is a messenger RNA of Oryza sativa Japonica Group (Japanese rice), 1406 nucleotides long. Its product is annotated as transcription factor MYB20. NCBI's taxonomy places the organism in Eukaryota, Viridiplantae, Streptophyta, Magnoliopsida, Poales, Poaceae. The record is from RefSeq and is a predicted model, not a curated record.
CUGGUUUGUUUUGUCUCCUCUUCUUGCCUCCCCCUUAUAAAGGAAGGUGAGCAUUGCAUCUUGCUCCUUAGUACUCCUCCUCCUGCAUCAUCAUCCCAAUCCUCAAUUCAGAAUUCAGAACUGCCAUUUGCUACCUUACAUACCAUACCUAGCUGAAUUGCUGUCAGUUAAUCUCUUGAUCAGAUCGAUCACCCUGCAGCUUCUUGUUGUUUCUAGCAUUUCUGGUGAAGAAACCAAAUCUUCAGCAGCUUAAGGUAGGAGAUCAUCAAUGGGGAGGCAGCCGUGCUGCGACAAGGUGGGGCUGAAGAAGGGGCCAUGGACGGCGGAGGAGGACCAGAAGCUCAUCACCUUCCUCCUCACCAACGGCCAGUGCUGCUGGCGCGCCGUCCCCAAGCUCGCCGGGCUUCUCCGGUGCGGGAAGAGCUGCAGGCUACGGUGGACGAACUACCUCCGGCCGGAUCUCAAGAGGGGGCUGCUCUCCGACGCCGAGGAGAAGAUCGUCGUCGACCUACAUGCCCAAUUGGGCAAUAGGUGGUCUAAGAUUGCGUCUCAUUUGCCUGGGAGGACGGACAACGAGAUCAAGAACCACUGGAACACUCACAUCAAGAAGAAGCUCAAGAAAAUGGGGAUCGAUCCCCUCACCCACAGGCCCCUCCAGCCGCCGCCGUCGCCGUCGCCAGAGAAGAAGCACGCAGAGAGAAAGAACACGGCGGCGGCGGCGGCGGUGGCCGAGCAGCAUCAGCACGACGAACUCUGGGAGGAGGAGUCCCCGGGAUUCUGCACCGACGAGGUGCCGAUGAUCCACCCGGACGAGAUCAUGGUGCCAUUGCGCGACCACCCGCCGCCGGUUUGCACGGCCGCCGGUGCCUCGACGCCGACGACAUCGUCGUCGUCGUCGUCCUCGUCGGUGGCCUCCUCGACGACGAGCUGCGACGAGGUCGACGCCGCGGCGCUGCUCCCGGUCCUGGAGUGGCCCGACGACGCCAUGUGCCUGAUGGAGCUCGACGAGCUGAUCGCCGCGGCGGCGCCGCCGUCCCUGCUGUGGGACGACGACUACCGCCUCCCGCUGCCGCCGCCGCCGCUAUCGCCGCCGGCGAUGUACGAGGAGCUAGACGCCUUUCAGUGCUACGACCAGCAGAGGAGCGCGUUUGAGCAGGAGGCAGCAGCUUCAGCGUGGAACAAGCUUGAGCUCUUCUAAUCAAUCAAAAUUAAACUCUGUAAAUUAUGUUUACAGUGUUUAUUAUAAUCAAUAAUUACCGAACUAAAACAGAACAGUGUUGUUUCAUUGUUCUAGUAUUGCCUCUCUGGUUAAUUGUUCCAUUGGAAUUGCAUUAGUGUAGUGAUGUGAAAUGAUCAAUGUUCUCAGUUAUAUAUUGCAGAAUUCGAUCAGUUUAUGUCAAAAAAAA